This is a messenger RNA of Anneissia japonica, 807 nucleotides long. RefSeq lists its product as uncharacterized. The coding region runs from base 1 to 807 and encodes 268 amino acids. The record is from RefSeq and is a predicted model, not a curated record. The transcript has 3 exons. Gene Ontology annotation, molecular function: nucleic acid binding. NCBI's taxonomy places the organism in Eukaryota, Metazoa, Echinodermata, Crinoidea, Comatulida, Comatulidae. Gene Ontology annotation, biological process: DNA integration.
AUGAACACUAACAGCAAAACCAUAUACACCAGACUGGAUAAAAUAUUCUCACAGUUUGGAUACCCAGAAAACAUAAUAUCUGACAAUGGACCACAGCUAGUCAGCGAAGAAUUUGAAAAGUACUGCAGACAAUAUGAGAUACUACACACUACCAGUGCACCAUACCACCAAGCAGGAAAUGGGAGAGCUGAAAGGAACAUUGCCACAGUCAAACAGCUUCUUAAGAAAAGCAGACUUACAGACAUCAACGAAAUACUGUGCACACUAAGAGACACACCAAUUGCAAACGACAUCCCCUCACCCUUCACUUUGAUGUUCGGACACAGAAACAUAAAAACAAAUCUGCCAGCAAUAAACAACUUUGGAACACUAGCUACCACACAGUACGGUGAAAAUAUGGAACGUCGAACAUCGGCAUAUGGAGAAAGCCAUAUUGAAAAACAACCACCUAAGAUCAACAUUGGACAACCAUGCAGGUUUCAGAUGAAACAUAAGUCAAUAUGGCAACUGGCUACGGUAGUAUCGAAAACAUCUGACAGGAAUUACACUGUUGAAACACCCUCUGGCAUACAAUACACCAGAGACCGGCCUUCACUUAGAUAUACAGACAGUGCAGAUGGAGUUCUAGAACAAAUGCAGUCCGUGUUUGGAGAUGUGAAGUUUAAUUUCUUACAGUCUGAAGCACAUGCCACACCCUGUGAGCCUACCCAAAACCAAACAUUAACCAGUGACUGCAUAACGCUCAGUGAUGAUGAAAACUUGCCGGACAUUAGUUUCCAUGGCCCUACAGUGGAAUUUAGACCAUAA